Homo sapiens (human) is the source of this 3255-nucleotide messenger RNA. RefSeq names its product FIC domain protein adenylyltransferase (gene FICD). Gene Ontology annotation, molecular function: protein adenylylhydrolase activity; AMPylase activity; Hsp70 protein binding. The record is from RefSeq and is marked validated. Lineage: Eukaryota; Metazoa; Chordata; Mammalia; Primates; Hominidae. Gene Ontology annotation, cellular component: endoplasmic reticulum membrane. The coding region runs from base 144 to 1520 and encodes 458 amino acids. The transcript has 3 exons. Gene Ontology annotation, biological process: regulation of IRE1-mediated unfolded protein response.
GCCGGCGGAGAAGGAGGACCCGGGAGCCGGCGGCCCGGAGCUGGGAGCGCGGGGAAGGCGGUUGGGGUUCUGACAGCUGCGCGCGAUCCUGCUCUCUCUCAGCCGCCUGUGGACAUGCGCAAAGGGCCCUCUCCUGAGUCCAGAUGAUGCUCAUACCAAUGGCUUCAGUGAUGGCGGUGACUGAACCGAAAUGGGUCUCGGUCUGGAGCCGCUUCCUCUGGGUGACGCUGCUGAGCAUGGUGCUGGGGUCCCUGCUGGCCCUGCUGCUGCCGCUGGGGGCUGUGGAGGAGCAGUGCUUGGCUGUGCUCAAAGGCCUCUACCUGCUCAGGAGCAAACCGGACAGGGCGCAGCAUGCCGCCACCAAGUGCACCAGCCCGUCCACGGAGCUCAGCAUCACCUCCAGGGGCGCGACGCUGCUGGUGGCCAAGACCAAGGCCUCUCCAGCGGGUAAGUUGGAAGCCAGAGCUGCCCUGAACCAGGCCCUGGAGAUGAAGCGCCAGGGCAAGCGGGAAAAAGCCCAAAAGCUCUUCAUGCACGCCCUCAAGAUGGACCCGGACUUCGUGGACGCGCUCACCGAGUUUGGCAUCUUCUCGGAAGAAGACAAGGACAUCAUCCAGGCGGACUACUUGUACACCAGAGCAUUGACCAUCUCACCCUACCAUGAGAAAGCACUGGUCAACCGCGAUCGGACACUGCCUCUUGUGGAAGAGAUCGACCAGAGGUAUUUCAGCAUCAUCGACAGCAAAGUGAAGAAGGUCAUGUCCAUCCCCAAGGGGAACUCAGCUCUGCGCAGGGUCAUGGAGGAGACCUACUACCAUCACAUCUACCACACAGUGGCCAUCGAGGGCAACACCCUCACCCUCUCGGAAAUCAGGCACAUCCUGGAGACCCGCUACGCCGUGCCCGGGAAGAGCCUGGAGGAGCAGAACGAGGUCAUAGGCAUGCAUGCAGCCAUGAAGUACAUCAACACGACUCUGGUUUCGCGCAUCGGCUCCGUCACCAUCAGCGACGUGCUGGAGAUCCACAGGCGGGUGCUGGGCUACGUGGACCCCGUGGAAGCCGGCAGGUUUCGGACAACACAGGUCCUGGUCGGACACCACAUCCCUCCCCAUCCGCAGGAUGUGGAAAAGCAGAUGCAGGAGUUUGUACAGUGGCUCAACUCCGAGGAAGCCAUGAACCUGCACCCAGUGGAGUUUGCAGCCUUAGCCCAUUAUAAACUCGUUUACAUCCACCCUUUCAUUGAUGGCAACGGGAGGACCUCCCGUCUGCUCAUGAACCUCAUCCUCAUGCAGGCGGGCUACCCGCCCAUCACCAUCCGCAAGGAGCAGCGGUCCGACUACUACCACGUGUUGGAAGCUGCCAACGAGGGCGACGUGAGGCCUUUCAUUCGCUUCAUCGCCAAGUGUACUGAGACCACCCUGGACACCCUGCUUUUUGCCACAACUGAGUACUCGGUGGCACUGCCAGAAGCCCAACCCAACCACUCUGGGUUCAAGGAGACGCUUCCUGUGAAGCCCUAACCCUAGAAAUCCUCAGUGACAAAGGCUGUCCUGAGGUAGGAAAAAAAAAAAGAAACAGCAUUUCUAGAAACCUAGUCACUUCCUAAAGCAAAAGGAGAAACAUUCUUUACCUCCAAAUGUUUUAGUUUUAAAAAAAAAAAAAAACUAAGUUAUGAAGCCUUGUCUCUAAAAUAACUUAUAAUUCAACCAAGCUAUUUAUUUUCUUCUUUGGAGCAAGCUAGUCAGUAUUGUAUGGUGUCUGCUGUGUCUUGCUGGUGGCCGUGCUUUAGGGGCAACAGUGCCACCAUGUGACCAGAACAAAGGUUCUGGAGCAGAAUUUGCACUAAGGUGGAGGAGCGGCCAAGAGGUGUGGGACGGGGCCCAGAGCCACUGACAUAACUCCUCCAAGUGCUUCUCUGAAACAGGCUGAGAGGUUCUGUGACUGCAACUGGGAAGUCAGACCCAAGUCGCAGCUGAGAGAAAUGGUUGAAAGCUCACUUUCUCAAGGUUUAGAUUAGUGGUGACUAACUUCCAAGCAAACUUCAUAGAAGAGAAAAUGAAUGCCGACAUUCCUUACUUACCUGCAGGAAGACUUUUUGAGCCAUAGUUUGCAAACUUUAGUGCCAGCAGCUGUUUUUUUUUUUUUUUUUUUCAUAUUGAGACUAUUUUUCUAAUUAAGAAUAGGGGGUAGCCAUAAAGAGCUGUAUGUUGGAGGGGGAAACAUGGUGGGCGGGCAGUUUGGUUUUCUUUGUGUAUCCGCGUUUCUCUCACACUUCAUUUGUAGCAACUCAGGCCAGAUGUUUUCGUCUGAAAUUCUCUGGGCUUGUCAUUCCACCUGUAUCGUGCUGCAAACCAGGUGUUAUGCUAGUAGGCAUCUGCCCUCACCCCUCUGCCUGAGUUUUCUGUAGGCAGAUGUUAACCUGAGAAAACAAGUGCCAUGUGGACACCAAGUAAGCAUUUUUGAUAAUGAAUUAGAGCACCAGUUUCUACUGAAUGGAGCAAAAACCUUCAGCCAUGGCCAGGCUGCAUCCCUUUGGUCCUGGAGUUUCAUCUACUUACUGCCAUCUUCCACGGUCUUUGCACUGUCCCGUGUCCCAUCCCCCUGGGAGGCAGAAGAGAUUGCCUCGGAGUGGCCUUAUUUUUCUCGCAACUUGUGAAAUGAUGUAGUGCUCUAUGUAAUAUGGCCGGGUUUCCAAGCUGUCAUCCAAUGGAAGUAGAAUCUUCUCUUUGAAUCAUAUGGUACAGGUGCCAAUAUGACUGCUGCUAUUUAGAGUCAGAGAGGUGGAAGUCACUGGGUCCCUUUCCCAGUGACAGAGCCCAUGAUGUCUAACACUACUGCACUUUGUCAGUGUGUGAGUGAUGGCGAAUACGCAGUGUUGUCUCUUUGAUUUGGUAAUUCCGUUCCUGACAGUAAUGAGGCCACUGCUCUAAAGUAGUUUAUACAGUUCUUCAGUUGUAUAAAUAGCACAGAGUAGUUUUUGAAAGGUUAAGAAAAAUAAGUGAAAAGACAUACACGAUAUAUGAAAUGGCUCCAAAUGAUAAUUGUUCAAACCUUUAUAAAAUGUGUUUUCGUACUCUUAUGCUGCCAGAGGUACUUCUUAAAACUCUUCUCGUCUUGGUUUUAUAAGCACACCACGGAGGUCUGACAGAUGUGCUUGCUUCUACUACAGAGCAAGAGAAUUUGCACUUUAGCUAUAUGUGAAGGAUAUUAUUUUAACAAAUUCCUGAUUCUAAUAAAGUUAUUUUAUUACAUGAA